UCGUACGGCUUGGCCUCUCGUCUCAUCGAGCGGCGCACCGCCAUCAAAAGCCGGCGUAUCCCUGGAUUGAUCAAACGCCGCCGCAGCCGCCAGCAUGAACUUCCUGAGGAACUCGCGCUCCGCCUUCUCCCGGCUCCACCAGAUCGCCCGCCGCCACUGCAGCAGCUCCGUGCAUCCCCCGGCAGCUCCUCCAUCAUCAGGCACCAAACAAACAGGGCUCCUCUUCUCCGGCGCCGCGUUGUUCUUUGUCGGCACCUGCCACCGCGAGAAGGUGCCCUACACCAACCGCGUCCACUGGGUCUUCCUCCCUCCGUCAGUUCACCCCAAGUUUGGGAACAUUUUCUUCGACAAGGUCAAGAAGAAACGUGGACACGCCAUCCUUGGCCCGUCUGACCCCAACGCCGUCCGUGUCCGCCGCAUCGCCUCUGAUAUCAUCCGUGGAGUCCACGACGUCUUCCCCACCAAGAGCAGCCCCCGCGAAGAAGAUGACGGUACGCCGCAGACGAGGCAUCUCGAUGACCUCGACUGGGAGGUGAUCGUCAUCAAUAACGCCAGAGUUAAGGCAUACAGCUUCCCCAAUGGUAAGAUUGUGAUCCACACGGGAUUGCUCGACUGCCUAAAGACGGACGCUGAAAUCGCCGCCCUUAUUGCGCAUGAGGCCGGACACAUUGUUGCAAAGCAUUACAUGGAGGUUUCAAGGAUCAUUCCGCCUAUUUGUGACCUACUGGCCGUGCAAAGGAAUGAGAUGGAGGCAGACCUCAUCGGACUGAAGCUACUGGCAGCCGCUGGUUUUGAUAAACACGUAGCCCAUGGCGUCUAUGAGAAGUUCGGGGAGAUCGGACGAGAGUGGGGGUUUCAUCCUUGGUGUAAGAAAGAAUAACGGUUUUUAUCUGGAGGCAAGGUAAUGAAGGAUGCAUGCGUUGGAAUGGUGCAAGCAGGUUUGUGCCUGAAAAGUCGUUGAGCAAGGUUUUCCUUACGGUGGCAAGUUCUCUCAUAUUAAUUCGAUGUCAGAGUAACUUUGUAAACAAAAUUUGGAAGAUUUAAUACUUUGGUUGGCUGGCUGCAUGGUCUUGCUUUCACAAAAUUGAAACAAAAUUAGUGAUCUAAAAUGUCUUAUAUUAGUUUACAGAGGGAUUAUUUAUUACUCCCUCUGUAAACAAAUACAAGAUGUUUUAAGGAGUAUAUGCUAGAAUUGCUACUUGGUUGAGGGGCGCCUACAAGUGCUAUAUUUCUACUACCUAGGGCAUGUCUGGGGAUCGACCACUCGUGGUUGAGCCGGAGAUUGAACAGCAGCUCGUCUCUUUGAACCCAUCGGGAAGCGCCGGCUCGAGGUCUUUGAGGCAACGGACCUAGACAUGAAUGGCAGCGGCAGUGGUCAUGGACCUUGAAGGAAGGUUGAGAUUGUUUGCCUAGACUAUUGGUCAUGGACCUUGGAGGAAGGUUGAGGUUGUCUGCCUAGACUGCUUCUAGUCACUCUCCAUUGAUGGCCGUGUGGCUGGAUCGGGAACUCGGGAACAGUUCGUGUACUUUGUA
Molecule: messenger RNA, 1533 nt
Organism: Triticum aestivum (bread wheat)
Lineage: Eukaryota; Viridiplantae; Streptophyta; Magnoliopsida; Poales; Poaceae
Product: mitochondrial metalloendopeptidase OMA1-like
Exons: 3
Coding region: 95-880 (261 amino acids)
Cellular component (GO): membrane
Molecular function (GO): metalloendopeptidase activity
Source: RefSeq, a predicted model, not a curated record